Neurospora tetraspora is the source of this 563-nucleotide messenger RNA. RefSeq lists its product as uncharacterized. The record is from RefSeq and is a predicted model, not a curated record. The transcript has a single exon. Bases 274 to 516 code for a protein of 80 amino acids. NCBI's taxonomy places the organism in Eukaryota, Fungi, Ascomycota, Sordariomycetes, Sordariales, Sordariaceae.
UGGCAAUUUCGCCCUGCCCUGGUUUGCCUGGCCUGCCUGGUUCCGAACUGCCGUCCUCCACGUUUCCAUGGAUCCAUGGCAGCGAGACCCAGCUUGUCAGAAACCCAGAUACUAUUUGGGGCUCAUCUCAAAAGUCAUCGUGGUGUAGAUCAGAAGCCGCCAUGUUUGAUUUGUUCCUGGAUCGUGUGUCAUCUCUUUUUGAUCAUUUUCUUUCACCGUUUUAUCUUCUCUCAUCUAGAUAUCAUACCCACCUCGUCUUGGCACUAAUAUCUGAUGGAGAAGGCCUCUGGGCAUUGCUUACAAUGGCUUGCAUUGAGAGGAGGAUGGACACAACCUGAACCGAGAGCCAUGGAUUGCCGCGAGGCGAGGUGCAUCAUCCAAAACAAGCGGAAAUCAUGGGGCUUCUGGAAGCCUUCUCGAAACCUUCCUCAAGAGGACAAGUUUCAAUCUCUCGCCAAUCUCAGGUACCACAACAGCGCCCCCCACUGCCCCUGUCCAGAAAUCCACGGCUUGUGAAUGGCAGUCCGUCCAAAGGAGCGCCAUUUUCAGUGCAACCACCAGAA